UCUUUGGUUCCAGCUGGGAAGAUGCCGGAGCGUGAAGGAGUUUGAGAAGCUGAACCGGAUUGGAGAGGGCACCUAUGGCAUAGUGUACCGGGCCCGGGACACCCUGACGGAUGAGACUGUAGCAUUGAAGAAGGUGCGGAUGGACAACGAAAAAGAUGGAAUGCCCAUCAGCAGCCUGCGGGAGAUCACCCUGCUCCUGCAGCUUCGGCACCCCAACAUCGUGGAGCUGAAGGAGGUGGUUGUAGGGAACCAUCUGGAGAGUAUUUUCCUGGUGAUGGGCUACUGCGAGCAGGACCUAGCCAGCCUUCUCGAGAACAUGCAGACGCCUUUUUCAGAGGCUCAGGUGAAGUGCAUCAUCCUGCAAGUCCUCAAGGGCCUGCAGUACCUCCACGAGAACUACAUCAUCCACAGAGAUUUGAAGGUGUCCAACCUGCUCAUGACUGACAAAGGCUGCGUGAAGAUAGCCGAUUUCGGACUGGCCCGCACCUAUGGGAUGCCACCAAAGCCGAUGACCCCCAAAGUCGUCACACUCUGGUACCGAGCGCCCGAGCUGCUGCUGGGAAUGACGACACAAACCACCAGCAUCGACAUGUGGUAAGGGGAGGACU
Molecule: messenger RNA, 608 nt
Organism: Athene cunicularia (burrowing owl)
Lineage: Eukaryota; Metazoa; Chordata; Aves; Strigiformes; Strigidae
Gene: CDK10
Product: cyclin dependent kinase 10
Exons: 8
Coding region: 140-598 (152 amino acids)
Biological process (GO): protein phosphorylation; regulation of mitotic cell cycle
Cellular component (GO): nucleus
Molecular function (GO): ATP binding; cyclin-dependent protein serine/threonine kinase activity
Source: RefSeq, a predicted model, not a curated record